Messenger RNA from Brettanomyces nanus, 933 nucleotides. It is a transcript of the gene BGL2, whose product is annotated as glycoside hydrolase 3 protein. Lineage: Eukaryota; Fungi; Ascomycota; Pichiomycetes; Pichiales; Pichiaceae. Gene Ontology annotation, molecular function: glucan endo-1,3-beta-D-glucosidase activity; 1,3-beta-glucanosyltransferase activity. Gene Ontology annotation, biological process: cell wall organization; carbohydrate metabolic process. Gene Ontology annotation, cellular component: cell surface; extracellular region; fungal-type cell wall. Bases 1 to 933 code for a protein of 310 amino acids. The transcript has a single exon. The record is from RefSeq and is a predicted model, not a curated record.
AUGAAGUUUUCUUACAGUUUGUUGACGACGAUUGCUUUGGUUGCUUCUUCUGUUUCUGCGGAAGGUUCUUUGGGUUUCAACUUGGGUGUUGAGAACAACGAUGGUACUUGUAAGUCUAGCAGUGAUUAUGAGUCCAACUUGGAUAUUCUUUCUUCGUAUUCUCAGGUCUUGAAGGUUUACUCCGUUUCUGACUGUAAUACGCUUGAGUAUUUGGGCCCGGCUGCUGAGACCAAAGGCUUCAAGUUAGCUCUAGGUGUUUGGCCUACUCCUGACAGUAAGUUUUCUUCAGAAAAGGAAGCUUUGCAGUCCUAUCUUCCUAAAAUCUCAAAGUCUACCGUUCAGUCCUUUUUGGUCGGUUCAGAGGCUCUUUACAGAGAAGAUAUGACCGCUCAGGAAUUGGCUGAUGAUAUCAAUACGAUUAAAACUCUUCUUUCUGAUAUUGUGGACAAGAAUGGUGACUCCUAUAGUGAUGUGCCUGUUGGAACUGUUGACUCGUGGAAUGUUUUAGUUGACGGUGCCAAUACUGCUGCUAUUAAGGCUGCCGAUGUUGUCUACGCUAAUGCUUUCUCUUACUGGCAAGGACAGGCUAUGAACAAUGCCUCCUUCUCCUUCUUUGAUGACAUUAUGCAAGCUAUGCAAUCCAUCCAGACAAUCAAGGGUACUACCGACAUUGAGUUCUGGGUUGGAGAAACUGGCUGGCCAACUGAGGGUUCUAACUAUGGUUCUGCUGUUCCAAGUGUCGAUAAUGCUGCUCAGUUCUGGCAAGAAGGUAUCUGUGCCAUGAGAGGUUGGGGUAUUAACACUUUCGUUUUCGAGGCCUUCGAUGAAGCCUGGAAGCCCGAGACUUCCGGCUCUUCCGUUGAGCCUUACUGGGGUGUCUUUGACAAGGACGGCAAUAUUAAGUUCGACAUUUCUUGUGACUUUACCUCAUAA